GCUUUCUUUGCGUUUAAUUUGCUUGUGCAUCCGAACCAGGUUGGACGUAUUGUUGCUGUGCAGUGUGCGCUGUGUGUGUGGUUCGUUAGCUGCUCAGUACAGAAGCAACUGGGAAACUGGGGCUCCCACCUUCGCAGCGCACCGUGCUAACAGUUUGACGCGGCCUGUAAUGGCAAACGGUUGUUGUUGGUUGUUGUCGGUCAGUCUUCACACUAAAAGGAUUAUCAAAGGCGAUUGCGAAUGUCGCCGCGGUUCGUGCAGUUGUUGUAGUGGCGUAAACAACGAAACUUUACCCUGAUUCGAGGGCAACGGCGACCUGAUUGUGGCUACCCGUGGAAGUGAACUGGUGCGAAGCUAACAAGACACAACAAACGUCUUCCGCGGAUGUGUUUGGUGCACGAGAUGGCACAAAGUCAGCAGAGCUUUUUGAAACAAGAAGCGGGCAACCUGAGUCGGGAAGAUACGCUACUCAAAAUGACCGACCAUCGUGCAAACUGGAGUCGCGUUUUGGCGGACAACAAACUUAUACUCAUCACGCUCAGUGGCGUACUGUUGGGUGUUAUAAUAGGAUUUACGUUUCGACCGUUAGGUCUCUCAAGUGACUCGCUGAUGCUGAUCGCCUAUCCGGGGGAGUUGUUUAUGCGUGUACUAAAACUGAUGAUUCUUCCACUAGUCAUCGCGAGUCUUAUUAGCGGAUCUUCCAGCUUAAAUGCGAAACUAAACGGCAAAAUUGCGCUGCGCACCUUUGUCUACUUUCUGACGACUUCGCUGCUGAAUGCCAUCCUUGGAACAACGCUGGCACUCAUUAUACAUCCGGGCAAUCCAACGACGGAAGAUGUUUUACAUACCGAUUUGCUGAGAGAUACUUCCCUUAGUAAAGCGAAAACGGUGAGCCUCAUGGAUAGUGUGCUGGAUCUUGGACGGAAUAUUUUUCCGGACAAUAUUUUCCAGGCAGCACUACAACAAGCCCACACCGUGUACGUCCCAAAAGAACCCUCGGGAAUGCUGGGAAAUGGUACAGAGCUGUCACAAACCUCUACUCCAGUUACGUCCACAUCCGUGAAUCUUGUCGACUGGUCGGAGCAAAAUGUAGAAUGGACACGAAUCGUCGAGUACCGUUCCGGCACUAACUCGCUUGGGAUUGUUUUCUUCUGCUUAGUGUUCGGCACACUGCUAGGAACGAUCGGUCGGAAAGGGUAUGUGGUGGUACAAUUUUUCUCCGCCAUUUUCGACGUCAUUAUGAAGAUGGUGACCGGUGUGAUGUGGCUUACACCGAUCGGGAUCAGCAGUGUGAUCGCUGGCAAAAUCUUGAGCGUGGACGAUAUCGGUUUCGUAAUGACGCAGCUCGCCUGGUUUAUCUUUACCAUUGCGCUCGGCGUAUUUCUGUACCAGUGGAUCAUCCUGCAGGCGAUUUACUUUGUGUUUUUGCGUAAAAAUCCGUUCCGCUUCUAUCUGGGGCUGGUUCAACCAAUCUUGACCGGCUUUGCAACGGCAUCGACGGCCGCAGCCUUACCACUAACGUUUCGCUGCAUGAACGAGCGGCUGAAGAUUGAUUCGCGCAUCACGCGGUUUGUGCUUCCGAUUGGCUGUAAUAUUAAUAUGGACGGGACGGCCCUAUUUAUUGCGGUCGCCUCCAUCUUUAUCGCUCAGAUGAGCAACAUGGCGCUGAACGUCGGGCAGGUGGUAACUGUCAUCCUAACCUCAACAGCCGCCUCUAUGAGUUCGGCCAGUAUUCCAUCGGCAGCGCUUGUACUGCUGCUGAUCGCGCUAUCCGCGAUCGAUGCACCGAUCAACAAUGCCACGGUGCUGUUUGCCAUCGAUUGGUUUGUGGAUCGUAUUCGGACGACGAACAAUUUGCUAGGGGAUUGCUAUGCUGCAGCCGUGGUAGAGCAUCUGUCCCGGAACGAGUUGAAGAUUUCCGACAUCGAUGCGUACUACAAGGACGACGACGUCACGUCCGACGACCAGUGUGAGCAGGAUGUUAACGGCAAGCGGAAAUUAUCCUUCCCCAAUUCUGUGAUUUUAAACGUAGAAGUAUCGACACCUGUUUCCAGCACUUAGGAUGGUUUUUUGGUUAUAUAUAUAAUGCCGUUUUUCGUAUACUCGCUAUCCCACACUCGCUAGGCGUAAUCUACACGCGAGUAUACUGUUUUGCGGAGGGGAAAAUAAAAGCUAAACCAUGUCGCGUGGGUUCGGAUGUACUAA
Anopheles funestus (African malaria mosquito) is the source of this 2205-nucleotide messenger RNA. RefSeq names its product excitatory amino acid transporter (gene Eaat2). Bases 385 to 2061 code for a protein of 558 amino acids. Lineage: Eukaryota; Metazoa; Arthropoda; Insecta; Diptera; Culicidae. Gene Ontology annotation, molecular function: L-glutamate transmembrane transporter activity; glutamate:sodium symporter activity; neutral L-amino acid transmembrane transporter activity. The record is from RefSeq and is a predicted model, not a curated record. The transcript has 5 exons. Gene Ontology annotation, biological process: L-glutamate transmembrane transport. Gene Ontology annotation, cellular component: plasma membrane.